Metschnikowia bicuspidata var. bicuspidata NRRL YB-4993 is the source of this 1696-nucleotide messenger RNA. RefSeq names its product mRNA-binding protein. Gene Ontology annotation, cellular component: nucleus; cytoplasm. The transcript has a single exon. NCBI's taxonomy places the organism in Eukaryota, Fungi, Ascomycota, Pichiomycetes, Serinales, Metschnikowiaceae. Gene Ontology annotation, molecular function: zinc ion binding; poly(A) binding. The coding region runs from base 111 to 1643 and encodes 510 amino acids. The record is from RefSeq and is a predicted model, not a curated record. Gene Ontology annotation, biological process: regulation of mRNA stability.
AGGCCGCCCGAAACCCGCCCCGCAAACCCCGCCCCGCGCCUCUGCCCCGCGCCACGUCCCCCCUGUCUUUUUCCCGCCGAAAAAACUCGCCCAUCCCGCCCGCCGCCACCAUGCCCUACGACCCCGAGGGCCCCGUGGCCAAGCAGCUCACGCCACUCCUCGUCAACGAGUUGACGGCCACGUUCAACAUCCCCGACGACGCGCAGGACACCGCCGACUACAUCAACAUGAUGAUCGGCCAGAACAGGACCGCCAGCGACAUCUGCGCCGAGGUCAAGGAGGUCGUGAACAUCCCCAUCGACGAGACGUUCAUCGGCCGCGUAUUCGAGGAGAUCGGCCGCUUGGAGCUGCUCCAGCAGCAGAUGUUCCAGGCGCCCCCUCAGCAGCCGCAGCAGCCGCCGCAGCAGCCGCCCGCACAGCCGUUCCAGCCGCCCGCACCGCACCAGUCCCAGCCGCAGCCCGCCGCGGAACAGCCGGCCGUGUUCCCGCCGCCGCUGGCCAGCAACCCCUUCCAGCCCGUGGCGCCGGCACCGGCGCCGUUCGCCUUGCCCACGGGCCCCGCGGCCAGCGCGUUCCCCGCGCCGCAGCCCGCGCCGCAGUUCCCCUCGGGCCCCCAGGGCCAGGCCAAGAAGGACGCGCACGUGAACUUCAGCAAGCAGACCACGGACGCCAGGCGCAGCGGCGGCGUGGCCAAGGCCGGCGGCCGCGCGCCCGGCCGCGGCAGCGGCGUCAGCAAGGACUACGUCAGCGGCAGCAGCAAGACGCCGAAGAAAAGCUUUGGCAUGCAGAGCGCCGCCAACCUCCAGCGGGCGUUGGCCUUGGCGCCCGCGGACUCCGUCAACAUGCAGCCGUUCACGCCGCGGCCGCCCAAGGGCCGCUGCGCGGACUUCCCGCACUGCCGCAACCGGGAGUGUGCGCAGGCGCACCCCACCAAGAAGUGCUUCGCGUACCCGAACUGCCCCAACGCGCCCGGCACCUGCGACUACUUGCACCCGGCCGAGGACGGCGCGUUGAUGCAGGAGUUGGAGAAGACCAAGCAGCAGUUCUUGGACCGCAAGAACCAGAAGUUCGCGCCGCAGGUGACCUUGUGCAAGUACGGCAUCCUCUGCUCCAAGGAGUUGUGCCCGUUCGGCCACCCGACGCCCGCCAACCAGGACGCCAAGGUCAUCAUCCAGAAGUGGUGCCGCGAGAACAAGGCCUGUCUGAACCCUGCCUGCGAGUACGCGCACUCGUCGCCCAACUACCAGGCCCCGGCCCCGGCCCCGGCCCCGGCCCCUCGGCCCGUGGUGCCCAAGUUCGCCUCCCAGCCCGCAUACAACAAGUAUACCAAGCGUACGCCCACCACCUUGGAACAGUGCAAGUUCGGCCUCAGCUGCACCAACCAGCUGUGUCCCAAGAGACAUGCCACGUCGCUGGUCGCGUGCCGCGCCGGCUACAACUGCACGCGCAUGGAUUGCACGUUCAACCACCCGAUCGACGAGGACUGCCGCUUCGGCGACGACUGCAAGAACAAGCCCUGCUACUUCCGGCACCCCGACGGCAGGGAAAAGGCGCUUUUCGCCGGCCACCCUGGCCAGCCCACCAUGCAGCGUCCUUUCGCCGUUGCCGAAGACCAAGUGAUGGAGCAGGCAACGCAGAUCUGAGGCUCCCACUUUUAUAUAUUUGACAAAAAAAUUAAAAAAAAAAACAAAAAAAA